Messenger RNA from Erigeron canadensis, 1221 nucleotides. RefSeq names its product peroxisome biogenesis protein 7. Gene Ontology annotation, molecular function: protein binding. The record is from RefSeq and is a predicted model, not a curated record. The transcript has a single exon. Gene Ontology annotation, biological process: protein import into peroxisome matrix. Gene Ontology annotation, cellular component: cytosol; peroxisomal matrix. NCBI's taxonomy places the organism in Eukaryota, Viridiplantae, Streptophyta, Magnoliopsida, Asterales, Asteraceae. The coding region runs from base 86 to 1036 and encodes 316 amino acids.
GUACAUGUAUAUACCAGAUAAACAAAGUAGCACAAAUCCCAACAAAAACAAACCACUGACCGCCGGAACCCCACACUGAAUAACCAUGCCGGUGUUCAAAACCCCAUUUAACGGCUACUCCGUCAAGUUCAGCCCUUUUUACGAACAACGUCUCGCCGUCGCAACUUCCCAAAACUUCGGGAUCCUCGGCAACGGUCGUCUCCACGUCAUUGACCUUUCCCCGGCCGGACCCAUCACCGAAGUCGCCGCCUUCGACACCGCCGACGGCGUCUACGAUGUUUCUUGGUCGGAAUCUCACGAUUCUCUCUUAAUCGCCGCCGUCGCUGACGGGUCAGUCAAACUUUACGAUCUUUCCUUACCACCCACUUCAAACCCGGUCCGGUCACUUUCCGAACACACCCGUGAAACCCACUCUGUGGAUUAUAACGCUGUUCGGCGUGAUUCUUUUAUUUCGUCUUCAUGGGAUGAUACUAUUAAGCUUUGGACUAUUGACAGACCGACUUCCGUCCGUACUUUUAAAGAACAUGCGUAUUGUGUUUAUUCCGCGGCGUGGAAUCCCCGUCACGCGGAUGUUUUUGCAUCCGCGUCUGGGGAUUGUACAGCGCGGAUAUGGGAUGUUCGUGAGCCGGGGUCUACUAUGAUUCUCCCGGCUCAUGAAUUCGAGAUAUUGUCUUGUGAUUGGAAUAAAUAUGAUGAUGCUAUUAUUGCUACUUCUUCUGUUGAUAAGUCUAUUAAGGUUUGGGAUGUUAGGAAUUAUCGGGUCCCUGUCGCGGUUUUAAAUGGACAUGGUUAUGCUGUUAGGAAAGUUAAGUUUUCUCCCCAUAGGGGAAGUGUGCUUGUGUCGUGUUCGUACGAUAUGACUGUUUGUUUGUGGGAUUAUAUGGUUGAGGAUUCAUUGAUUGGGAGGUAUGAUCAUCAUACUGAGUUUGCGGUUGGUGUUGAUAUGAGUGUACUUGUUGAAGGGUUGUUGGCGAGUACUGGUUGGGAUGAGCUUGUUUAUGUUUGGCAACAUGGAACUGAUCCGAAAGCGCCUUGAAAUUUGAAGGGGUGAUUCGUUGAUCUCUUACUGUUUUUUUCGUUUUGGUUACACUGUGAUUUAUGUUAGAAUUCAAGAUUUCUUGAUAAUGAGCUAAAUUCUAUACUUGUUUGUGGAGUAACUUUAUGUGUUUGUUUGUUGUUAAGUGAUCAAUGAUAUGUUUAGAUGUUCAAAAGGUUUGAUUA